GAAUCGUAUUUUAAUUCUACUACUCAAUAUUAUUACUUGUUUAUUUUUGGAUUAAUUAGUAAAAAGAUGAUGAACAAGAACAAUUAUUUAUAAUCGUAUCUUAAUCAUAUUAUAAUUGUAUUUAUCAUACUUCUCUGUAAAAACAUGGCCUUUUAUCACAUUUGUUCUCUUUUCCUUAAUUUUCUUAUUUUAUAUUCUUGCUGUAUUAAUUGACGUUGUCAUUCUAAAUUUAGUUGAUCAAUUUCCUAAUGUAGCAGAUUAUUAUGCUCAUAAAUUCAUAAUACAGCUUGGAAAUAAGUUGCUGUGUUGUGUGUUGCAAAAAGCAAUUCUUCCCUAUUAUCAUCUACUCUGGACGCCAUUGCUCUCCGGAAAAGCUUGUCAAACCAUGAAAAUUACUACUAAAUCUACUCUCCUUCGUUCAUCUCCUCUCCAUUCUUCAGGAUUUGCAGCUAAUUUAUUCUUCUUUCUGCUAAUUCCUACCGUUUCUUCGCACAAAACCUUACUACAUUUCAUUAUUUCCUUUUCUUCAUUCAAUUUAGGGUUUACUCACUGAUAUUGAUGAACAUGAGGUUGCUUAUUCAAUUAUGCUUUAUUAUGCAACUCCAUUAAAAAUUAUAAAAAAUAUUUAGAAAAAAUUGUUUUUAGCAAGAUUCGAACAUAUGACUUAAGUAUCAAAACGGAAUACUUGGCCACCGGACAACACAAUAAAUAAAACUCAACUGAAUUGACACACUAUAAAUUUUUUCGACGUUCAAAUUUUAUUCAUCAAUACACAUUGAUUUACCAGUUGGCAGUUACAAUACAAUCCCGCUUUUCACAAUUUGCACCGGAUAUCACUGUAGUAAGCCGUUACCAUUGACGCCUCCGAAAAAGAAUCUCUGGCCUCUAUGCAAUGACCUACAAUUCACCGUUGCGCACUCAUAAAUAGGUUGUUACAGGAUGAGCAGGGUUCUUGCACUUGCUUAUUAUAUUUUGCUAUUUUUGCCUGAUUUCAUCCAAGGGGAAUCAGGGAUAAGAUUUACCAACAGGCUUGGGAAACCUCUGAUGGGAGAUGAUGGCAUAAUAUAUUCUUGUUCUGGGAAAUUUUUGUAUGCUUUCAAAAGUAAUGGAUCUAUGUUAUGGAAUGCACACUUGAAUUAUACAUGUAACGGUAAAAUUGCCCCAGUUUAUGGUGGUGAAGGCAGGGUGUAUAUCAUUGCAGAAAAUCAAGUUCUAAGUAUAAAUGUUCGGAGUCAUGGAACUUCACACCCAAUUGUUGUACUUUUUUGGGGUAAUGCAUCAACACAGGAAACAUCAAAAGAAGUUCUUGGACUUUCUACAAGUAUGUCCACAUCUUCUGUGUACAUAAACAUAAAAAAUGAAGGACUUUUUGCAUAUUCUAAUAGAGGGAAAUUGCGUUGGAAUGCUUUGCCGGUCUUAAACCAAUUUGGGUAUUCUCAAGGUUGUCAGAAAAAUGUCACUAACUGUUACUUCACUUCAUCUCCUAUCAUUGACAGUUGCGAGAACAGUGUAUAUAUUUCGAAUAACGAGGGAGAACUCUAUUCUAUCUCACAUCGUAGUCCUCGUUUCAAAUGGGUUCAGAAUCUGAGUUCAUUUGGCAAAAUAUUUAUUGCUACACCAGGGAACAAUGGCUUCUUGUAUGUUACAGUUUCUACUAAGGCCACUGUGCUUGGCCUAGAUGGUUCUACAGGCUAUAUUCUAUGGCAGAAGAGCAUUGGACCAUUAAGUUCUGAACUGCAUGCACCUGUGAUUGACUCUAAUGGGUGGUUAUCUAUUGGUUCACUUGAUGGAUUUCUCUACUCAUUAUCACCAGCAGGGAUCCUCAAGAAGUUCUCUAAAGCACGUCCAUUGAAUUCUGUUAUUCAAGUCAGUCCAGUUCUUGAUUGCUCUGGCUAUGCAGUUUAUAUUUCUCAGACCGAAAUGGAAGGAAAAACAAGUCGUGUGAUUGGUGAUUACACGUUCGUUUCAGCAAUGAAACCAAAGAGUGUGGUCUUUUGGCUGUUUGUUCCUGCCACUGAAACUUUAUAUUGGUCUGCAGUUUAUCCUGGUGAAUUUGCAUUCAAUUUGUCACAAAGUGACCUUAAGAAGUUUACUAUAGAUGAAGAGAUUUUCCUGGCUUUUAUCGCUGCAGCAAACAUUGGGAAUCCUCUUUCUUGUAGAACGUCUGAUCUGAAGCUUUCAUUCAGUUGCUCUGAGCCGCGGCCAAAGAGCAUCAGUGUUUAUACAGGUAAUGAAAGAACCAUACUGCUUUUUCUACUGUUUGAAACCAUAAUUUUGGUCGUCUUGGCCAUUGUUGUACGAUUCUGCUGGAUAUUCUGGGGCAAGCAAAAGGUCCAAAGUCAAGCUCUUGGGAGAUUUCUCGACAAACGACAUUCACUGAGGCUUAAAAAGAAAGAGUAUGAUAAGACAAUUUCCGAGCUAGAGCAGAAGGCAGCAAAGGAAGCAACAACAAGCAACAUUCUAGAAAACCUAACCAAGUUAGUAAAACAAAGAGAAGGCAUUGAAAGAAAACUGUCAACAACAUACAGUUUAGGCAGAGAUAAUAAUUACAACAUGAAUUCACAAUCAAAACAUGUACUUCCAGUCUAUGAUUCAAAAGCAAGGAGUUAUUCUGUUAGAGGUUUAAAGAGUGAAAGUGUCACAAUCUUUCAUUCAUAUAGCAGUUCUUCUUCUACAGAUUACGUCACUUCUUCAUCAGAAACUAACUCUGACCAAGAUUUUCAUGGACAAUUAGAGUUGUCUUCAAAAGGUAAAGCAAAGGGAAAAGAGAUAGAAAUAAUGGAAAUCAGCUCAAGUAAUGAAGAAGAAGAUUCUAAUUAUGAUCGGGAAGAGUUUAGUUCUUCUAGAACAAGUUCAGGGUUCAGUGAUUUUUCUGAUUCUUUACAGAAUGUUAGAAGUGUAGAUAAUGUUAAUAGUAGAAGGGCUUGGUUGUUUAGAAGGAGGAGGUCCUUAUCUCUAACUAAUUAGACAUUAAUUAACAAUUACCAUCUAAUUAAGCGAGGUUAAAGAGAUUUAUCCUGACUAAUUAGACGUUUUAUACUUGUUAUUAUAAGGAUAAGGCGACUUUUGUUUAAACUAGGUAGUUAAUUACACAUUAUGUUUUAUCGUGUUAUUAUAAGGGUAUGGUUUAGUAUAUAUGAUCUCUCAAAUUCGCCCAAUGAUUUAGGUGGAAUUGUGGAAGUCAUUUAAUAACAUCCAGAUGAUAGAAUGUUAAUGUAAAAUGUUGUUUUGUGCUCUUAUAUGUAAUACUAAUGUAAAUUACUGUCUUCAAGUUAAAAUAG
Messenger RNA from Amaranthus tricolor (Joseph's coat), 3281 nucleotides. Its product is annotated as protein GAMETE EXPRESSED 3. NCBI's taxonomy places the organism in Eukaryota, Viridiplantae, Streptophyta, Magnoliopsida, Caryophyllales, Amaranthaceae. The record is from RefSeq and is a predicted model, not a curated record. The transcript has 11 exons. Bases 940 to 2967 code for a protein of 675 amino acids. Gene Ontology annotation, molecular function: protein binding. Gene Ontology annotation, biological process: embryo development ending in seed dormancy; pollen tube guidance. Gene Ontology annotation, cellular component: plasma membrane.